UUCGUCGGCGUAGAAAUCCUCUGUAGCGCUUCAUUUUCACGCAUCCAGAGAGUCCAUACGACUCCCGUCUCGAUACUGAACUUGUGGACUUUCUCAUUAAGCUUAAAAGUACAGAAGUUUUCGUAAUAAUGAAAUCUCUAUUAUAAAAUAUCAAUAUGGCUUUUCCCAUAACCUCGUUAUCAAAAUGCAACUUUGAGCAACGAAACCUCAUCACGAUAGAAAGGGCAAAACCUGGUUUUCACUUGCAUUACACGGGUGGGUUCAGCGUCGAAAAAAAGGAGUACAGAGUGAUCCUGCCCGGAUUCCUGGAGAAAGGCUGCACAUUCACGUUGGUCUUUGAAUUCCUCGGUGACGCGGCCAACCCAGCAAGCCUGUUCCUGGGAAAAGUUGGCAUGGAAGCUAGCACGUACGCGCAGCUAGAGUUCAGUGACCAGUAUGGCUUCACAACAAGGGAUCAAUCACGUCCUCAAAGCGUGACGGUCAAUUCUAUAACAUCACCCGUGCGGGGGACGCACGUUCUUCAAUACAAAAGCACGGGCUUGUACGUCCAGGUUCAUCUGGACGGCCAGCUGGUGGUGCCGCACGACACCCUAGGCAACAAUGCCCCGGAAUAUGUAAGCUUCUACGUUGGUCACUUUGCAAGCGGAUACACGCUCAAAACGGAGGUUCCGGUCGUCUUCCACGAGCUCCACUACACUAUGGACGACCCCGGUGCUAUUGUCAAGGCAGCCGCGGUUAGGAAAGUGCCGGGUCACUUCGCGUACUUCUUCAUGAUGCAAGACGUGCUCCUCAACGUGGGAGGGUUCGUGCUCUUCUACGGACAGUGGCAACCAAGAGCAAGCAUCAAGUUGGUGUACUCAUGGGUCACAGUGGCGACCUUCGCCGCACCUGAAGACGGAAAGGAGGCGAUCCUGGUGAAAGGCUACCGCGGAAGCUUCAGCGCCGCAGCAGCCAGCAACAACACGGCAUUGCCCGUCGUUGUACCGCAGGCUGAGGCCUCCCUUCGGCGGCUGGCAAUCUCGGAAUUCGAGAAGAUAUUUGAAUAUAGGGCGGUAACGGGUCAAAUGAUGUACGUCUGAACAAGGCUUGUUUUUUACCUUAACUGCGCCACCUGUCGGCGGUUCCUUCCUGCAGGAGGAGACAGCAAGACAAGCUCCUGUUAAUUUGCCAAUUCCAAUCUGAGGUGUGGA
Molecule: messenger RNA, 1190 nt
Organism: Dermacentor albipictus
Lineage: Eukaryota; Metazoa; Arthropoda; Arachnida; Ixodida; Ixodidae
Source: RefSeq, a predicted model, not a curated record